Messenger RNA from Colletotrichum gloeosporioides, 702 nucleotides. RefSeq lists its product as uncharacterized. The coding region runs from base 1 to 702 and encodes 233 amino acids. Lineage: Eukaryota; Fungi; Ascomycota; Sordariomycetes; Glomerellales; Glomerellaceae. The record is from RefSeq and is a predicted model, not a curated record. The transcript is spliced from 2 exons.
AUGCCCAAAAAGCACAAGCCAGGAAAGAGCCAACGCCUUCGUGAGAAGAAGAGGAAGGCAAGAGCGACCCAAGCUCUCCUGUCCGGCGUGCCUGCCGCCACUGAACCCGGCUCCGUCUACCCCGCCGAUCCCGCCGAGCCUCUCGCCGGCCUUACCAAGGCCAACCGUGUCAGGGUCAAGCGCAAUGUCCGGAAGUUCACGCGCCGCCAGCUCAACGAGCUCGAUAUCAGAACCCAGGUUCAGACCGUCGUCAUGAAGAACGAGAUGGAUAAGGCCAUCGACGAGAACAAGGACUGGCGUCUCCGCGUUGAGACAGUCAACGCCGGUUUCCAGGAGAACCAGAGAGUCGGUUUGAGACUGGGCUUGGAGAACAUGGAGCGAGUGGCCAAGGGACACAACGCUCUUCAAGAGCACGUCAGAUGGGAUGCACAGCAGACGACCGCCAAGAUGGAGAUCGUGGACGCGAAGCUGGAGCUCUUCGGCGAGGAUGUUGGAGAGUUGCGCGAGCAGAACAAGGCUCUGCGCGAGAAGAACGCUAAGUUGGAGACGGACCUGGAGGCGAUGCUUGGCUCUCUCUCGACCCUCCAGUCCGAGGUCCAGCAGCUCCGCGACCGCGGUUCCGAUGGCAAGGGCGGCAAGCAGCAGGGUGGCGGCAACCAGGAGGGAUGGAAGGGGCGCUUGCGAUCCCGCAGGAAGGCUUGA